GUGAGUCAUUGUGGCCAUGGGCUCGCCUGCAAGCACAGGCAGCGCGCAGUUCCCCCUCCUCCUCCUCAUCCUCCUGCUCUUCGUUGGCUUACACCUCUCUGGAGCGCAAUCUCCCGCUCCCGCUCCCGCUCUCGUUCCCUCUCCAGCCGUCGAUGCCAUUGCCCCUACCCCCGUCUCCCCUGUAAAUGUAUUCCCCCCUCCCGUCCCAGCCGCAGUUGCCUCACCCUUCUCCUUCAGCUUCGACUUCACCAACAAUUCCAACUACCGCCAUGAUGACCUCAAGUUCGAGGGCCACGCCGUCGCGCAAACUCAGCUGGUCGACCUCGGUACCUGCGACGGGUCAUCGGAUUGCAUGAGAGUGGGACGCGUGUCGUACGCGCACCCUGUGCCAUUCUACGACAGCACCACAGGCGGCGGCGAGAUGGCCAGCUUCCAAACGCGCUUCACCUUCGGCAUCUUGUCUAACAACAAGAAUGCCAAGGGAGAAGGCAUGGCUUUCUUCCUCGCCUAUUUCAAUUCCACAUUUCAGGGGGACUCCUCAAGCGGAAGCGGCGGCCUCGGCUUGAUGGUCGGAGAUGGCGCCUCCUUGGACACCGACCAGUUCGUCGCCGUGGAGUUCGACACGUUCCAGGACACAUGGGACCCCAUCGGCGACCACAUCGGUAUUGACAUCAACUCUGUGGCCUCCCCUAACUACAACGCAAGCUUGCCCUUCGACCUCAGCGGCUACAUGAUGGCCACUAUCACCUUUGAAAACACCACCCGGACGCUGGUCGCUGACCUGCAGUUUGCUUAUCCGGAUGGUAAUUAUCGCCCCGAUCAUGGUGUGGUGAGCGGGCAAUUACCCGUUACCCUCAGCAGCUUGCUCCCGGCUCAAGUGGCAGUGGGGUUUUCUGCGGCCACCAGCCCACGCUCCGGCAUGGUGCAGCAUCAGAUACUGUCAUGGUCCUUCAACUCGUCCCUUGCUCUGCCCGAAAAAGUUCAUAACAUGAAGCCAGCGUUUAUUGGAGGGUCAAUUGGAGGAGCUGUGGCGUUGGUGGUUGUAGUUUGGUGUAUCCUCUCGUGCUUCAGGUGGAAAAAGAGCACUAGAAGCCAUGAUUUUGUGACACGAACUGGAGGACCUAGACAGUUCGACUACCGUGAUCUGGCUGUUGCAACGGGCAACUUCUCAGCGGAGAGGGUUAUUGGGCGAGGUGCCUUUGGAGUAGUCUAUAGGGGUACGUUGAUCUCCAAAGGAUCAUCAUCAUCAUCAUCAUCGUCAUCAGGUGUGCACUCGAGAGAAUCAGAUGCAUUGUCUUCCAUGGAAUCGGGUGCGUCAUCAAACCCGAGCUCGAAGGAAUCAGACGGCGGUGAGGUGGCUGUAAAGAAAAUAUUGAAUGAGCCAAGGGGAGGAAAUCUUGACUUCUUCGCGGAGAUGAGCGCCAUUAGCGCAGCAAAGCACAAGAAUCUCGUCAAACUGAAAGGUUGGUGCUGCAAAGGAAACAGCCAAAACAUGUUUGAUUUCAUGUGUUGGUGCUACAGGAAGAAGAAAGAUGACGAGCUCUUCCUUGUCUAUGAACUGGUGCCCAAUGGCAAUCUGCAUUACCACCUACGUGAGAGUGAGCAAGUGAUAGCAUGGCCAACAAGGUACCAAAUCAUCAAAGACAUUGGUUCUGCUCUUGUCUACCUCCACCAUGACUGCGCCCCUUACAUUCUUCAUAGAGAUAUCAAACCAAGCAACAUACUCCUAGACAACAACUUCAACGCCAAGCUUGCUGACUUCGGGCUGUCGAGGAUCGGCAACCAGGACAAUGCGACAUUAUUGACAACCGCCAUAGGUACGGAAGGGUACAUUGAUCCAGAAUGCAGGAAAGAUGGAAAAGUAAAGUUCUACCGGAGCUCCGACGUCUACAGCUUUGGAAUCGUCCUGCUAGACAUUGUAUGCACAGGAAAGUCCAGGGAGCGAGUAUGGGAGCUGUACAUAAGAAGCAGGGUCAUGGAGGCUACAGAUGGAAGGUUACAUGGCGGCGAUGACGACUUGGACAGGAACCAGAUGCAGCGCGUGGCUGUCCUAGGACUCUGGUGUUCUCUUUCUGAGAGUGCCAAGCGACCUACCGUUCGGAAAGCAAUGGAGGUCCUGGAACGUGACGAGCCGUUGCCUGACCUUGACUACUUGGUGAAAACUUCGGUACCCUCAGCACAGCAAGGCACCUGCACCAUUAGCUCUGACCAGCAUGCACUUAAGUCAGAUGGCACCUAGAUCUUUCAGCGAGCCACAUGAAUCACUUUUUGGAUAUGGUUACGCCAGUCAACGUGGACUACUACACUGCAUAUGCACAUGUAUAUAUGGAUAUAGCCAGCUCUCAAUGUUCCUACUUACCUACGAUCAACGUGGCGUGCAUAUACUUCGUAUGCAUCUCACGGUUGAUCUAUGUUGCUGUUGACGUUUGCAUCAUGUUGGUCUUUGUCUGCAUUAAAUGUUGGUUUGGUUAUAUGGGCAAAUGUAAUAAACUAUUAUGAUACUCAA
Messenger RNA from Hordeum vulgare subsp. vulgare (domesticated barley), 2506 nucleotides. Its product is annotated as L-type lectin-domain containing receptor kinase IX.1-like. Gene Ontology annotation, cellular component: plasma membrane. Bases 17 to 2239 code for a protein of 740 amino acids. Gene Ontology annotation, molecular function: carbohydrate binding; ATP binding; protein kinase activity. The record is from RefSeq and is a predicted model, not a curated record. Gene Ontology annotation, biological process: protein phosphorylation. The transcript is spliced from 3 exons. NCBI's taxonomy places the organism in Eukaryota, Viridiplantae, Streptophyta, Magnoliopsida, Poales, Poaceae.